AUGGACACCCUACUCACCGCUGAGAUAUACGCAAACUCACCCCGCUUCCGGCGGCGGUCGAGUACAGCCGUCGAUGCAAUCCACGACCUGCCUGCUAGGGAAGAAAUGGCGCCUGCCCAACUCUAUAGCACAGAGUCGGGCCGCCUCUUCCAUUCGGGCAGGAUAGUCAUCGCCACCUGCGGACUCCCGGCUCGAGGAAAGACGCACACCUCUGUUGCCCUGGCCCGCUACCUGCGCUGGCUCGGAGUCAAGACUCACGUGUUUCAUCUUGGCGACUACCGUCGCGCUACGCUAAGUCCGGGCAUGGACGUACCUGAAGACUACUUCUUCCUCAACGCAGCACCACAGUCCGUCUUGCUUCGCAACAAGAUUUUGAAAAAAUGUCGCGACGAUAUCUAUCAUUUUCUGGAGAACGACAAAGGUCAGGUAGCCAUUUACGAUGCGGUCAACGCCAUCAGCCAGGGCCGUCGGUCGUUAGCCAAGGAGUUCGCAAAGAAUGGGAUUCAAACAAUCUUCAUCGAAUCACACUGCACAGACGAACGCAUCAUCCAGGAAAACGUUCGUCGUGUUAAGAUUUCCUCACCAGAUUACAAGGGUUGGAAGGACGAGGACGCAGUUCAAGACUAUCUGGCACGUAUUAAUGCACGGAUACCUCAUUUCGAGACUAUGGAGGAGACCGACCUACAUUGGAUCAAAAUGAUCAAUGCUGGCGAGCGGGUUGUUGUAAACAACUGCGCAUUUGGAUACCUCUCACAGCGUAUUGUCUUUUACCUGCUCAAUCUGCACAUCAAGUCACGGCAAACAUACUUUGCACGUGCCGGAACAACGCGAGAGGAGGAUUCAUACAAAGCCGAUGCCAAUCUCUCACCAGAGGGUCACGAGUACGCAAGAAAGAUGAGCGAAGUGUUGUUGAAGUACCGUGAGGAAGAAAAGCAGAAAUUAAUCGAGUCUGGAGCGACAGAUGCGUCUCUAAAACCACUGACCAUCUGGACUUCGACACGUCGAAGGACUGUCCAGACUUCAGAGGUUCUAGCUUCCAUGGGAUACCGGGUAAGGCAACGAUCUCAAAUGAGCCAGAUGAACCCCGGUGUGUGUGAGAAGAUGUCCGAAGCCAAGAUUCGAGAAGAGUUCCCCGAGGAAGUCAAAAAGCACGAGGUAGAUCCAUACCAUCACCGAUACCCCCGCGCAGAGUCUUAUCACGACCUUGCCGUACGCAUGGAGCCCAUCAUUCUCGAGCUCGAGCGCGAAGAAAACGAUCUUCUGAUCAUCGCCCACGAAUCCGUGCUUCGUGUGCUUUAUGGAUACCUUAUGGCAUGCAAUGCAGCAGACAUUCCCAAACUCGAGUUUCCCCGUGAUGAGAUUAUCGAGAUCAUACCCUCGUCCUACAACAACGUCGCAAAGCGCAUCAAGAUCCCCGACCUCCCCGAGUCAAUGGUCCCCGGUAGUCCCGAAGAUAUUCAAAUUCCCGUCCCACCAAGUGGCACCGUAAGUCCACUGUCUGGACUGGGAACUCCUCCUUCCAACGGUUCUGGCACUGCAACACCUUCGCAGCCGCAAUAG
Molecule: messenger RNA, 1560 nt
Organism: Bipolaris zeicola 26-R-13
Lineage: Eukaryota; Fungi; Ascomycota; Dothideomycetes; Pleosporales; Pleosporaceae
Exons: 3
Coding region: 1-1560 (519 amino acids)
Biological process (GO): fructose 2,6-bisphosphate metabolic process; fructose metabolic process
Cellular component (GO): cytosol
Molecular function (GO): fructose-2,6-bisphosphate 2-phosphatase activity; 6-phosphofructo-2-kinase activity; ATP binding
Source: RefSeq, a predicted model, not a curated record